Micromonas commoda is the source of this 939-nucleotide messenger RNA. RefSeq lists its product with no specific name. The transcript has a single exon. The annotation marks the transcript as partial. NCBI's taxonomy places the organism in Eukaryota, Viridiplantae, Chlorophyta, Mamiellophyceae, Mamiellales, Mamiellaceae. Gene Ontology annotation, molecular function: protein binding. The record is from RefSeq and is a predicted model, not a curated record.
GAGUUUACGGAGAUGCGGCUCAUACAAACCAUCCACGCGCACGAGGAUGCCGUGUGGACGAUGAAGUUUUCGCACACGGGCGAGUACCUGGCCACCGCGGGGCAGGACAGGAUCGUGCGGGUUUGGGCGCUCGACAGGGAGGACGGCGCGCGGAACAUCUUAAAGCCCGAGCCGUUCAGGGAGUACGCCGGGCACAAAGGGGACAUCCUCGACCUGUGCUGGAGCCACACCGACUGGCUCUUGUCUUCGAGCAUGGACAAGACUGUUCGGCUGUGGUACAUGACCAUGGACGAGUGCCUGCGGAUCUUUUCGCACCAGGACUUCGUCACCGCGAUCGCCUUUAACCCCGUGAACGACAAGUACUUCCUCUCCGGGUCUUUGGAUGGCAAGCUUCGGUUUUGGAACAUCCCCGAUCACAGGGUCGCCGACUGGGUCGACAUAGGCGAGAUGGUCACCGCGGCUUCGUUCAACAGCGACGGAUCGACCGCCGUCGCCGGGUCGUACAAGGGAAAGUGCCACUUCUACCGCAUGGACGGCGUGAGGUUUGACUACAUCACCCACCUGGAUGUCAGAAACACCAAGAGCAACAAGGCUUCGGGGAAGAAAAUCACCGGACUGUCGUGGAUGCCGGGCGACGACAACAAGCUGCUGGUCACGUCCAACGACUCCCGCAUCAGGGUGUACGACGGAUACACCCUCGCGUGCAAGUACAAGGGCCACAAGAACAACAACUCGCAGAUUCGCGCCUCGUUUUCCCCAGGCGCCGAGUUCAUCGUGUGCGGCAGCGAGGACGAGCACGUGUACGUCUGGUCCACCGUCAACUCGUUCGUGCCGUCCAUCAACCCGAUAUACACGGGAUACAGGCGAGACAAGCACUCGUCCUACGAGCAAUUCGCCGCGCAGCACGACAUCGCCACCGUCGCGCUCUUCGCGCCCGAC